AUCCCGUUUGGGUCUCUGCCUGAGGUGGCUAACGUUAGUCCUACCGCAGAUGGUGUAGAAAGACGUGGAAACUUAGAAACUGCUGUACAACAUAUGAUAGAAAACUGUCAUUAUAAUGAAUGGAACAGCUUACUCAAACUUUGACAAUCAAGAACAUGUUCUCAAAUUAGGCGAAACUUUUGAGAAGCAGCCUAAAAGUGCCUUCCAUACGGUACGAUAUGACUUCAAGCCUGCCUCUAUAGACACUACAUGUGAGGGAGAGCUAGAGGUGGGCAAGGGAGAACAAGUUACUAUAACAUUGCCUAACUUGGAGGGAUCCACGGCUCCAGUUACAGUGUUCAAAGGAUCCAAAAGGCCUUAUAUGAAGGAGUGCAUUCUUAUUGUAAAUCAUGACACAGGAGAGUAUCGUCUGGAGAAGCUUAGUAGCAACAUUGCAGUCAAAAAGACAAGGGCGGAGGGCAGCAGUAAGAUCCAGUCACGUCUGGAGCAGCAGACUAACAGGCUCAGUCAGCAAAUGAAGAGUGGCAGUGGAGGAAAGGCUCCAGCCAACUCCAAGAGUUCCCCUCCGAAAGAGAAGAUGUCUCCAGCAUCCCCGAUGGAUGACAUUGAGAGGGAGCUGAUGGCUGAGGCGCGAGUAAUGGAUCAGAUGAGCAGUGGCGACAGUUCUUCAGACUCUCACAGUUCCUCAUCGUCCAGCAGCGAAGACAGCUCGAGCAGUAGCGACUCUGAGGAUGAAACCCGGCCUUCGUCAGGCGACCCCCAAACUAGGCCUGCCCCCACCCGCAGCAUGCCCAUCCUCACGUCUCAGGAGCACAUGGAGGAGGAGGGUGGACACCUCAUGAACACGCUCAAAAGUGAUCUUCAGCUGAGUGAAUCUGGCAGCGAGAGUGACGAUGACUGAGCACAGUGAGUCUAUGAACACGCAUGGUCAUCACCGAAACUGAAGGAUAGAAGAGGACAGUGUUGCCAGGAAUAACUCUUUGUGAUAUUGGAAUUUUAAUCACCAUCAACUUUCACUUAUUAAAUGUUUUCUUUCCUCCAGUUUUUCAAACAGCAAACGUUUCUGUCAAAACCUGGUAUAUGGUGUGGAUGACAGGAGAAAAGCUGUGAGAUUUCUAUAUGUUUGAAAAAUGAAUUAUUUAUUUUGUUAAAUGCUACUGUGUAGAUCCUAGUUAUAUAGGGCUCUCUUAAAACACAGUAGUUUUCACUGAGCAUGCUCAGGAAGGUAUGCAUUAGACUAUUGAGGAGUUAUUUUCAUGUGACAAUCUGUGUCCUGUUCUUUUUGUUUGAGGCUGAUUGUUUUAGCUUCAAAUGACUAAGCAACAUAUCACACGUGGUCUUAAGGCACAUCAGUGCGUUACUUGAAAACUAUAUGAUGUUACAUCAAAAUCUUGAUCUCAAGUGCAGCAACCAAAUGUAUCUGCAAGUUUUGCCAGCUUAAACCUCCAAUACUUGAACGUGUCUGUCUUAAUAAUAAAUUAUUCAGAGAAAGUUGUUUUUGGCAUGUCUAGUGUGUUGACCUGUCCAUACAAGGUGCUUUGGAUUACACAGAAGUAACCAAUAUAGAGUAAUUCAUAUUUAUAGAUCAGAAUGAAUGUGUUCUCCUGGUAUUAAUUAUGCUCAUCUUCGUCCUGCUUAUCAGUUUAUGUUUUGCUAAUAUUCACUUACAUGCAGACUGCAAGGAUGUCUGAAAGGAAUCCUACAUUAGCACAAUUAGAAAGGAAAGAGACUAUAAUUUAUUAGAGCCUGGGUGAUGUAAUAGGAUAAAUGUUAACAUUUAAACAUGCUUGAACAUUAAAGUUG
This is a messenger RNA of Colossoma macropomum (tambaqui), 1803 nucleotides long. It is a transcript of the gene eaf2, whose product is annotated as ELL associated factor 2. Bases 116 to 901 code for a protein of 261 amino acids. The transcript has 6 exons. Gene Ontology annotation, biological process: regulation of transcription elongation by RNA polymerase II; positive regulation of DNA-templated transcription. The record is from RefSeq and is a predicted model, not a curated record. Gene Ontology annotation, molecular function: transcription elongation factor activity. NCBI's taxonomy places the organism in Eukaryota, Metazoa, Chordata, Actinopteri, Characiformes, Serrasalmidae. Gene Ontology annotation, cellular component: super elongation complex.